GAAAACAAUGUAUAUGCAUAUUAAUGUAAUGUUUGAUGCCUUGUUAAUUUACAAAAACAUAAUUACUGAAGAUCUUAAUAUUAGUUAUAAAUCCAGUGACAAAAGUUGUAAAAUACCACAUAUAUAAGAAUAGAGUUAUCUUAUAUAGUACAUUUGUUUUAGUGGGAUACAUAUAUAUAUCCUCAAACUAACAAAAAACGUUUUGUCCAAUUUUGACAUAGUUUAGUUUCAUUAUUUAUACAUCAAAUACAUUAAUAACUUAAAACGCACAUAUCAGGUUUUGCAAGUUUGCUAGAUACGUAAAAUAACUCUUUUUUCAUAUCAAACUUUUUGCUUCAUUUCUUUUCUCUAAUUUUUAAAUAUAAGUAAUUAGGUCUAAAAUAAAAUGUCUAAUUUUCAUUUUAUAAAAAAUAAAAAUUUUAUUUUAGAAAUCCAAUUUAUAUAUAUAUAAUGCAUAAUAUAAAAUACAAACAUUUACCUUUUUACUAUUGGUUCCAAACCAUAUUUCUUUUUGUUACUAUUCACAUUUUAUUCUCCGCUUUUUUAUUUAACCCCUAAUAUUUCGCAGUUUAUAAAACAAUACUUAAAAGGUACUGCGUAACAUUAUUCGCUUAUUUUGCUGUUCUCAUUCAGUCUAAAAAUUACUCUUACUAUCUAAAUCUAAAACUGAAUUCAAUUCAAUUAUUUGAGUAUUACACAGUUUUCACUAUUCUCUAUUUUAAUGUAUAAACUAAAAAAUUAAUCAAAUUCUUACUAAAAUUUUAAUAUAUUCUAUUAAUUUGUUACGUGUGGGCCAUCCACCUACUGAACUGUAUAUUUAAAUAGUAAUAUUUUAAAAAUCUAUGGUAUUGCUUGCUCAAGUUUUCUUUAUCUACUAAAGACAUUAUAGUUGUAUGUAUAUAGUGUUGGAUGUUCUGCUUUAGGGUUUUUGGGUUGUAUGUGUUUAAGACAAUCAAGAAGGAAGAGGAUGUUGAAUCUGAUGGCCCACGCCUCAAUGAUAAGAUUACCGCCGAGACUGUAAGAUUGGUUUCCGAGGAAGGACAUUGUAUUGUGACUCUGAAGGAAGCUUUCAGACGGGCAAAAGAGCUCAAGCAUGACUUAGUUGAGGUCCAAAGAGAUGCUAAGCCACCAGUGUGUAAAAUUGUAGCCUAUGCACAUGACAAGUACAAAAAAGAUCAAGUAGGAAAGGAGCGUGCUAAGGCCAAGCGGGCUGAAGUAACCAUUAGACCUGAGGUCAAGGAAAUUCAUUUUACUCCAAUGAUUGAUGCAAAGGACCUACAGUUUAAAGCAAAGCAAGCAUCAACACUGAUGGAGAUGUGAAGGAUGCAAAGGACCUACAUAUUUCUUUUUUGUUAACAUUCAUAUUUUAUCAUUCAACCCUUUUUUGUUUAACCAUUAAUAUUCCACAACUUAUAAAACAUCACUUUAAAAGUACUACAUAAUAUUAUUCACUUAUUCCUUUGUUACCGUUCAAUCUAAAUAUUACUCUUACUA
Molecule: messenger RNA, 1494 nt
Organism: Brassica napus (rape)
Lineage: Eukaryota; Viridiplantae; Streptophyta; Magnoliopsida; Brassicales; Brassicaceae
Product: translation initiation factor IF3-1, mitochondrial-like
Exons: 6
Coding region: 910-1320 (136 amino acids)
Biological process (GO): ribosome disassembly; translational initiation
Molecular function (GO): ribosome binding; translation initiation factor activity
Source: RefSeq, a predicted model, not a curated record